Guyanagaster necrorhizus is the source of this 519-nucleotide messenger RNA. RefSeq lists its product as uncharacterized. The record is from RefSeq and is a predicted model, not a curated record. The transcript has a single exon. Lineage: Eukaryota; Fungi; Basidiomycota; Agaricomycetes; Agaricales; Physalacriaceae. The coding region runs from base 1 to 519 and encodes 172 amino acids.
AUGACCUCAUGCAGUAGAUAUUUAUCGUUAAGGGUAUCGAGCCAUGGCAGCGAGUCUAAUGCUACACAAUGUUCGCCAGUAAUAUUCGAGCCAACAGAUACUCGUCUUAAGCGAAAACGCUCAAGUAGCGAAGACGAUGUUCCGCCCAAAAGAGACACCUUGAGUCCACCACCUUCCACUGCUUCUGUAACUAAUGUUCCCUUACCCCCAAUUUCCCUUUCUGCUCCCUCGGCCACUCCUUCCCUAAGAACGUCGCUCCCUGAGCGCGCUCACGCCUAUCAUGCUAGUCUCCCCAGUCUCACAGAUGGACAGCGGGAUUGGAGGAAACAGAGGAAGAAAUGGUUCAAAUGUCGUUGUGUAUGGGUAUAUCAUACCGUUCCUGAUUGUAGGAACGGGCAGCCCGAAUCCGCAAUGUAUCGAGGUAUCCUGCUGCAGGACGGGGCCAUCCUUGCGCCUGAUGCGCCGGAACAUUAUCCUGAGCCACCACAAUUGCCUUAUAACGAUGGAGAGAGACAUUAG